AAGUUCACUCAAUUUGCUCACCAUUCCCACACAUGCAAUGUUACCAUAACCAAAUUUUUUACUCUAUUUUUUUUUUUCUUCUUCUCACUUUCUCUCUCCUCCUAAUCUCACACAUGAUAUGAUCCCUACUUAGACACGUCCGCCUUCUUGUCCUCCUUAAACUCGAGAACUUAACUCCCCCAUUUCCAGUUUUCCAUUUGACAUAAUUCCACACUAUUUUUAGUAAGAAAUUUCUGCAAAAUUCUCUGCUUUUGAGAGAAUUGGUGUCAGAUCAAGCACUCAAUUCCAAUAAAGGGAAUAAGGAGAAGAAAUUAUUUUUGGAUAAGAUCACUCAUUGUUUCAAGUAGAGCUGUCAAAAAUCGACCACGCCGCAGUCUGCCAACGUCGAUUUGGGUAGAAGAGAUCAUUGCCAAUUUGAGGAACAUGGUUUGUUAGAAUUUGUGAUUUGGUGGAGGGUUUUAGUUGGGUUAAAUUGCAUAAGUUGUGUUUACCAGAGUUGGUAAUGUUGAAGUUGAUGAAUGUGUUGAGAAUUUCAGCUUAUGGGUUUGCCUCAGUUAUAGUUUAUGAGUGAUGGGCUGUGUUUAUUCAAGAUCUUGUAUAGGUCAGGUUUGUAUUCCUAGAGAAGCGCGAAUUAAACAGGUUGAAAAUGCGAGGGGUGCAGAGAUAGAUGUCUUCUCUCCUGCUAAAUCUGAAGGGCAGGAUGAUCAAGUUCAAGAAUUGAACCAGUUGAGCUUUGGUAGGGACACUGAAGCUGGUAUAAAGAGGCUUUCUAGAGUAUCUGCUCAGUUUUUACCACCUGAUGGAGGGAGAACAGUUAGGGUACCAUCCGAAAAUUAUGAGUUGAGAUACUCAUUUUUAUCUCAGAGGGGUUAUUAUCCUGAUGCUCUUGAUAAGGCUAACCAGGAUAGCUUCUGCAUUCAUACACCAUUUGGGACAGACCCGAAUGAUCAUUUCCUUGGAGUAUUUGAUGGGCAUGGAGAAUAUGGGGCUGAAUGCUCGCAGUUUGUAAAGCGCAAGUUGUGUGAAAAUUUAUUGAGGGGUAGUCGAUUUCAUGUUGAUCCUGUUGAAGCAUGUCAUGCUGCUUUCUUAACAACUAAUUCACAAUUGCAUGCUGAUAGUAUAGAUGAUAGCAUGAGUGGUACUACUGCUAUUACAAUAUUGGUUAGGGGUAGGACUAUAUAUGUUGCCAAUGCAGGUGACUCGAGAGCUGUUGUAGCCCAGAGGAGAGGGAAGGAUUUAGUGGCUGUUGAUCUUUCAAUUGAUCAAACUCCAUUCCGUACUGAUGAGCUUGAGCGAGUCAAGCUUUGUGGAGCAAGAGUUCUUACCCUUGAUCAGAUUGAAGGGUUAAAGAAUCCAGAUGUGCAGUCUUGGGGUACUGAAGAAGAUGAUGAAGGUGAUCCUCCCAGGUUAUGGGUGCAGAAUGGGAUGUAUCCGGGUACGGCUUUCACUAGAAGUGUUGGUGAUUCCAUUGCUGAAACAAUUGGAGUUGUUGCUAACCCGGAGAUAGUUGUCAUGGAGCUUACACCAGAUUAUCCUUUUUUUGUCAUUGCUAGUGAUGGUGUCUUCGAGUUUCUUUCAAGCCAAACUGUGGUUGAUAUGGUAGCACUACAUAAAGACCCUCGUGAUGCUUGUGCAGCUAUUGUUGCUGAAUCAUACCGGCUUUGGUUGCAAUAUGAAACUCGUACGGAUGAUAUAACUAUAAUAGUAGUGCAUGUUAAUGGGCUAAAUAAUGUUAUGGAGGGAACUACAAGUCCUGGUCCCACUAUGAUUCCUUCUACUCCUCAAGUUGUGGAGUUAACUGGAUCAGAGUCCCCUGCAACUAUGAGCAUGAAUUCUAGGAACCAACGUGUAAGGCAUGAUGUAUCACGAGCUCGCCUUCGUGCCAUUGAAAGUUCUUUGGAGAGUGGAAAUGUUUGGUUGCCUUCAUCUCCAGCACACAGGAAGACUUGGGAAGAAGAGGCACAUAUUGAGCGGGCAUUACAUGAUCAUUUCCUCUUCAGAAAGCUUACUGAUUCUCAGUGCCAGGUCCUGUUGGAUUGCAUGCAAAGAGUUGAGGUUCAGGCCGGGGAUAUUGUUGUGCAGCAGGGUGGUGAAGGUGAUUGCUUUUUUGUUGUUGGAAAUGGAGAGUUUGAGGUUUUUGCCACACAGGAGGAGAAACACGGUGAGGUACCAAGAGUUUUACAGCGAUACACAGCUGAAAAGUUAUCGUGCUUUGGGGAGCUGGCGUUAAUGAAUAAUAAACCACUUCAGGCCUCCGUGCGUUGUGUGACUGGUGGAACUUUGUGGACCCUGAAAAGAGAAGAUUUUAGAGGAAUUCUAAUGUCGGAGUUUUCAAAUCUGUCAUCCCUGAAACUUCUACGAUCGGUGGAUCUUCUUUCAAGAUUAACAAUCCUACAGCUUAGUCAGAUAGCGAAUUCUCUGUCAGAAAUUUCUUAUUCUGAUGGGCAGUCAAUAGUUGAACAGCAUGAUUGUGUAUCUGCAUUGUACAUAAUCCAGAAGGGAAGAGUAAGGAUAGAAUUUGAUGUCGAUGCUUUGUUGAGUCCGAAUGUCGGCAGCUUGAAGUGUGAUUAUCUAAUCGAGAAUAAUGAGGAACACGGUAACAGAGGAGUGUUGGUAGAGAAAUCCGAGGGAAGUUAUUUUGGAGAGUGGGCACUUUUCGGUGAGAAAAUUAGUCAGUUGGCAGUAUGUGCUGUUGGGGACGUCGUUUGUUCUGUUUUAACAAAAGACCGGUUCGAUAUUGUUGCUGGUCCACUGACAAAAAUUUCACUGGAGGAUCAAAAGUUGAAGGAGCUUCCGGUGGUCUUAGACAAGGAACUUGAAACAAAUAUUCAACCAUUGGUCCAAAACAAAGUUCAACUCUCUGAUUUGGAAUGGAGAAGGUGCUUGUAUUCGACUGACUGCAGUGAGGUUGGACUUGUAUUUCUGAAAGGUUCAGAAAAAUUCCUUAGCUUGAAAAGGUUUUGGAAGCAGAAGGUUAAAAUGCUUGGUAAGGAAGAUCAGGUACUAAAGGAGAAGAACCUGAUGAAAAGUUUGAGCGAUUCCGUAUGCUUACCACAAGUUAUAGGCACGUGUGCUGAUGAAACGCAUGUUGGAAUACUACUGGAUACAUGUCUGGCUUGUCCGUUGGUUUCAAUCCUAAAUAAACCACUUGAUGAGUCAUCUGCACGGUUCUAUGCUGCCUAUGUUGUUAUAGCACUGGAAGAGCUCCACAAGAAGGGUAUUCUAUACAGAGGUGUUUCUCCUGAAGUACUGAUGUGUGAUCAAGAUGGACGCCUACAGUUUGUAGACUUCAGAUUUGGGAAGCAAUUAUCUGGUGAGAGGGCAAACACAAUCAGUGGAAUGGCAGAUUCUCUAUCUCCAGAGAUAAUACUGGGUAACGGCCAUGGUUACCCUGCUGACUGGUGGGGUUUGGGAGUUCUGAUAUAUUUUAUGCUGCAAGGGGAAAUGCCUUUUGGAUCGUGGAGAGAGAACGAGCUUGAUACAGUUGCAAGAAUCGCAAAAGGGCAUUUUAAUCUUUCUCAUUCUUGCAGUCCUGAAGCCACCGAUCUUAUAACCAAGUUACUUGAAGUUGAUGAAACCAAGAGACUUGGAAACGAUGGACCUGAUUCUGUCAAAAAUCAUCAAUGGUUUUCUGGAGUUGACUGGGAAGGGAUUACAGAUCAUAAUAAAAUCCCCGUUCCUGAUGAAAUCGUUUCUCGGAUAAAUCACCAUUUAGAGAGCUACCUCGGUGAUACUUCCCCGGCACCAUCUUCACCCCUUCGGAAUGUCGAACAACUCAACACCCCGGAGUGGUUUGAAAACUGGUGACACGUACCGAUACUCUAGGGUGUGAACUUCACUCUAUUUUGCCGUUUUUGAUGAUGAUCGUAUAGUAUAAUUUCCGAGGAAGCUGCAUUGAUCAAGGUACAUUUUUUUUCAUCAUCUCUUCCUUUUUUGUAAAAUAUAAGAGGAAUGAUUGUGCUGAAAUUAUCCUCUUUUUUUGGGUGACCUAGAAACUUAAAUACCAUUGAAGCAGAGCUAGAUGCCUGUAAAUAAGUAUAGUUUGUAAAGAGAUUAAUUUUCUCCUUCUCAUGAAUUCCUCCAGAGGUGAAUUUUGCCUCCCCACUGUAAUUCUAAUGUUGGAUGUCGGUAGAUUUACUCGGAUUUAUCGACAGUCUCAUUGAAAUACAACUAUAGAAGGAAUAUGUAUAUGUUUCUACAAA
Molecule: messenger RNA, 4202 nt
Organism: Spinacia oleracea (spinach)
Lineage: Eukaryota; Viridiplantae; Streptophyta; Magnoliopsida; Caryophyllales; Amaranthaceae
Product: protein phosphatase 2C and cyclic nucleotide-binding/kinase domain-containing protein
Exons: 16
Coding region: 571-3807 (1078 amino acids)
Biological process (GO): protein phosphorylation
Cellular component (GO): cAMP-dependent protein kinase complex
Molecular function (GO): cation binding; cAMP-dependent protein kinase activity; ATP binding
Source: RefSeq, a predicted model, not a curated record